GCUUAUAUAUGUCAGAUUUGUGUGUGCUGUUCUGAUCUGUCUGUCCACUUUGCUUUGCUAAAGCCAACCCGGGCCAUCUUUAAAAGAUCCCCAAACGCUGCCCUAUUUCUUCUCAUCAAUGGAGGGGCCAAAACGUUAGAGUAACAAAAGCUAGUGUGGAAAACCCAAUACUCUAACUAAUUGUUGCUUUAUUCAUAGUAUAUAGACACUUCUUCUUCCACCAUUAAACUCGUACCAUAUUUCCAAAACCAGCUUGCCUGGCCUAGCCAUGCCUGCCCUUCACUCCGUCGCCCCAAAGCCAGAGGGUUCCAGUCCUGAAAGUAUGGCCGCCGCCGCCGCCCCCACCGUAGCUCAGCCCUGCCUCCACACCAAUACACAGUCAUUCCUGCAAAGAAGUCUCUAUCCCAUAGUCCUGAAGUUUGAAGAUGUUGUGUACAAAAUAGAAGGGAAAGGGAAGAGUUCAUCAAGCAGCAGUAAAGGGAAGACAAUUCUUAAUGGAUUGACAGGUAUGGUGAGUCCAGGGGAGAUAUUAGCGAUGCUAGGUCCAUCCGGUAGUGGGAAAACCACGCUGCUAACCGCUGUCGGCGGUCGGCUUCACGGGAAGCUCUCGGGGAAGAUCACUUAUAACGGGCAGCCUUACUCCGGGUCCAUCAAACGGCAGACGGGGUUCGUGGCGCAGGACGAUGUCCUGCACCCGCAUCUCACCGUACAAGAAACUCUCAUGUUUACUGCACUGCUGAGGCUCCCUCAGAGCCUGAGCAGGGAGGAGGUCUCGGAUCACGUGGAGAGCGUGAUCACGGAGCUCGGGCUGAGUAAGUGCAGGUGCAGCAUGAUCGGUGGGGCUCUGUUUAGGGGGAUAUCAGGAGGGGAGAAGAAAAGGGUCAGCAUUGGUCAAGAGAUGCUGAUCAACCCCAGCUUGCUGCUGCUGGAUGAGCCUACUUCUGGGCUGGACUCAACCACUGCUAUGAAGAUCUUAACCACCGUCAAGCAGCUCGCCACGGGUGGCCGAACGGUGGUUACCACCAUCCACCAGCCGUCUAGCCGCCUCUAUCAUAUGUUUGAUAAGGUUAUAUUGCUAUCUGAAGGUUGCCCCAUUUACUAUGGUUCUGCCCCUAAUGCCUUGCAAUACUUCUCUUCCAUUGGGUUUUCUACUCCUCUCACAGUCAAUCCUGCUGAUCUCAUGCUUGAUCUUGCUAAUGGUAUUAGGCCAGAUUCCAACAGUGCUAUGGAGCAAGGGAACAGUACAGAACAGGAGAGGAGAGGUGUUAGGGAAACUCUCUUAUCUGCUUAUGAAAAGAACAUUUCAACAACAUUAAAAACUGAGCUGUGCAGUUUGGAUAAUGGUCAAAACUACAGUUACACCACUGAUGCUUCCAGAAAAAGUAAGGGGAAAGGAGAUCAGUGGUGCACAAGCUGGUGGCAUCAAUUCAAGAUACUUCUGUUGAGAGGACUGAGGGAAAGGAGAUAUGAUGCCUUCAACAAGCUUCGAAUCUUCCAAGUCAUAAGUGUUGCAUUUCUUGCAGGGCUUUUGUGGUGGCACACUCCACCUUCCCACGUUGCAGACCGAGUUGGGAUGUUAUCAUUCUUUGCAGUAUUUUGGGGUUUCUACCCACUCUACAAUGCAGUUUUCACAUUUCCUCAAGAAAGAAGAAUGCUAAUUAAAGAAAGAUCAUCAGGAAUGUACAAGCUCUCAUCCUACUUUCUAGCCAAAACAAUGGGAGAUCUGCCACUGGAACUAGCAUUACCAACAGCAUUCACUUUCAUCCUUUACUGGAUGGGUGGCCUCAAAGCUGACCCUCUCACCUUCACCCUAUCUCUACUAAUAGUCUU
Molecule: messenger RNA, 1830 nt
Organism: Cuscuta epithymum
Lineage: Eukaryota; Viridiplantae; Streptophyta; Magnoliopsida; Solanales; Convolvulaceae
Source: the annotation of a GenBank genome assembly